AUUACCAUGACCAACCAGUCAACAGAUACCAUCUCACCUAUUCCUUUUGUCCAUUAUCAUUGUGAUUGCCCUGAUUUGAAAACUUCAAGUCAUGAACAAGCACGGUUGACUAAAGAUCCAGUUCUUUUAGAUGAAAGCGGCAACAACAAAAUAUCUUCCCCUCCUUCUUUAUUACUUUCACCUUCCAACUCUUCCCGACUCGAUCGACUAGAUGAAAAUACAGCUUUUAACACUGGACGCCAUUUACUUUCUCCUGAAGCUUCCAACUAUUUGUAUCCGUUAUCAAGACUUUAUUUUUGUGAAGAUUGUCAUGAAAUCAGAUGCCCUUGUUGUGUUCAAGACGAAAUUAUAUCCUAUUAUUGUCCUAAUUGUCUAUUUGAAGUACCUACAGCAAGUGUCAAGAGUGAAAAAAAUCGGUGUGCUCGAAAUUGUUUCCAGUGUCCUAUCUGUCAUAACACAUUGGCAGUUGUCGCGUCUAAAGAAGCAACUUCUUCUUCAAUGAGUGCAACGAACACAGGUCCAUACUUUUUAGCAUGUAAUGUUUGUCGAUGGAAUUCUCAAGAGAUUGGCAUGGUCUUUGAAAAACCUACUAGUCUUGCAUUGCAAUUACAAAAGAAUGAAGAUGCUUUACCAGACGUACAAGAAUUUGAUCAUUUGAAAGAACACUUUGAAAAACAUCUACGCGUGAAUACACCAUCGUUACCAAGCAGUUACUUAUCAUUUUCGGGUAGUGGAUACAACAAAAUACUUGGCAGUGGUGGUAUGUUAGGUAGUUCAUACGAUUUGUAUCAUUCAGCUGGACAUCAUCAACAACAGCAACAAAUGCAAGGACGAUUGGACGAUAUUUCAACAUAUGAAACCAGUGUACAAGUACCAGAAAAGGAAUCAGCCACUUUGGAAUCUUUAAUGGGUUUACGUGAUAUGAAUCGUAUAUCAACUUUGGCUCAACGAUAUACUCAAUUACAUGAUCAACCCUAUCAUAUGGAUCAAAUUCAUCCUCAACGUAUUCACUUAUGUAUUAAACGAUCAAAACGAUGUCGAACGUGUCGUCAUAUCCUUAUCAAACCGGAACAAAAAGCUCAGGCUACAAGAUUCAAGAUUAAACUUGUUGCUAUGAAUUACAUUCCCAAUAUCACCAUUACCAAAAUAUUUACACAACAACCAUCAACAAGUACGAUUCUUCAACAACAACAACCUCUUGUAUUGAAACUUGGUGUGGCGACACAAUUUGCAUUGAAAUUCACCAAUCCACUGUACGAAGUGAUGAGUGUCACCUUGGCUACACCUCCUCCGCAACAAAAGAAAAACUUUGGAAAUGAGGAUGAUACAUCAGCUACUGUGAACGGUCGAGUCACUAUCAUCUCACCUCAUUUUACUGUCAAUGCAUACAACGAAACUAUAGAAUAUGAUGAUGAAAUGUAUCCUCUCAGCAAUUCUUCUUCUAGUAAAUCCAAACCCGGUAUAUCAGCAUCUUGGGCAAGUGGGAUCUAUGAAAAACGAAAUAAUUAUACCAGUGUCAUUGUCGAAGUGAUUCCAGAAAAACCUGGUGAAUUCAAGUUUCCUCUAUUGGUUACAUGCAAUUACAAAUCAGACGAAGAUAGAAUGGAUGUCUCUUCAGGCGAUAUUGAUGAAGAAGAAAUUGAAAAUAUAGAUAUGGAUAGUAGUAUUGAUGGAUCAAGAAAGGCAAAUUCUUCUAUACGAAUGGAUGACGACAAGAUCAAGAGUUACUCUUUCUGGUGUCUUGUUGGUCUUGGGAUGGUACAAUCGUAGUUUAUUCAUUAGUGUAGUAGCUUGAUAUGAUAGAAUAGUGACUAUUAUUUUCAAUAAAAUAAAAAAAAAAGUUGAUAUACUAAC
Molecule: messenger RNA, 1854 nt
Organism: Halteromyces radiatus
Lineage: Eukaryota; Fungi; Mucoromycota; Mucoromycetes; Mucorales; Cunninghamellaceae
Product: dynactin p62 family-domain-containing protein
Exons: 4
Coding region: 7-1770 (587 amino acids)
Cellular component (GO): dynactin complex
Source: RefSeq, a predicted model, not a curated record